Molecule: messenger RNA, 1400 nt
Organism: Calidris pugnax (ruff)
Lineage: Eukaryota; Metazoa; Chordata; Aves; Charadriiformes; Scolopacidae
Gene: EVI2B
Product: ecotropic viral integration site 2B
Exons: 2
Coding region: 154-1041 (295 amino acids)
Biological process (GO): positive regulation of neutrophil differentiation; regulation of stem cell division
Source: RefSeq, a predicted model, not a curated record
GCAGAAAAACCCUCCUUCAACAUGAAACGAGCCAUUUUAAGCUGCCUGCCUGUCGGCACACGGGCUCUCUAAGGCUUCCAACAAGGGAGACGAUGCCUGCACCAUAGAAGAGAAACGUGCAGGAGGGGGCGUAUUUUAAGAAGCUUCAGGAAAAUGGCCAACAAGCACCUCCGUAGAAGAGAACCGCUAUUAGAAGUCUGGAAAUCGCUCUCUACAGCAGCACCUCCAAACGCUUCCAUGAACAGCAGAAAGGCAAACACCAGAAUGAGGGUUCCAAGAGCAGAGAAAGCUCUGCCAGCAGCUGGGCUCCCCCAACACAAACCCGGAGGAGCCCUGGUCGUUACGGCCCCCCCUGAGCUCCCCAAAACACACACGGAGCCCAGCGACGGGAGCUGGAUCGCAGCACUGAUAAUUGGCAUCAUUUUGAUUAGUAUGAUAAUGGCUAUUGUUGUAAUUCUCCUGUGGAAAUGCCGCAAGAGGCCAGUGGUUGAUUCAAACUGGGCAGGUCGUUCUCCAUUUGCAGAUGGAGACACACCAGAUGCCUUUAUGGACUCCGACCAGGCUCCCAAACGCUCAUCGGUUCUAUUUAUGUUACCUUGGAAAUGGAAAGCAGACUCAGCCGUGCAGGAAGAUCCCACCGCGCCGGAGCAACCGUCCCCCUGCGCCGCCAGCGAUGACCAGGGCCAGUUGUCUCCACCAGGUGCAGACGGCUCCGUGAGCGGCGUUUCCAACCCGGACACCUCUCCAGCUCCCACCACCCAGGCAGCAAGUGCUGCAGAGGACUCCUGUCCUCACCCAGGGGCUUCAGCCGACCCCCCGGAUCUGCCACCUCCCCCUGACUGGCUGAGGGAACCAGCUGGGGAUCAGAGUCCAGGUGGCACCAAGCACCAGGAAUUGUCCUCGGGACCGGAGGAACCGCUGCCCCCACCACCCGAGUCACUGAUUGAGGAGAUUGAGGAACCACCAGCCCAGCUGCCGCAGCCACAACACCCUCCGGAGCCCGCCCAAGCCGACGGCCAGCACGCUUCACAUUUGUCUUAAAUGAAGUAUUCUUCCAAUAAAUGACAAAAGGGGAAGCUGGGGCAGGCGAGAAGGGCGAGACCGCAGCACAGGCGUCUCCCCAGCCUUUCUGCCUUGGCUUUCACAAAGGGGAACAACCCGCUUCUGCCUCAACCAAACCAUUUCAAAAUAUAAUACGGAUUGCACCCAGUAGCUACUGCCACCAGCGAGUCCAGAAAACAGAGUAUGUGUACCGUGUGUGCCUAUACACACACACACAUAUAUAUAUCUAUAUGUAACGUACAUAGCCAUGGAGCUUUCAAGAACCAGUACAGCCCUAGAGGUAUUCUGAGCUUCUCAAAAUUGUUUUUUCUACUAGGCUGUAAAGAAAAUGCAAUGAA